Molecule: messenger RNA, 678 nt
Organism: Fonsecaea multimorphosa CBS 102226
Lineage: Eukaryota; Fungi; Ascomycota; Eurotiomycetes; Chaetothyriales; Herpotrichiellaceae
Exons: 1
Coding region: 1-678 (225 amino acids)
Source: RefSeq, a predicted model, not a curated record
AUGCUCCGAGUGUUCAUAUCAGAGGGGUUGUCUGCCGACUAUAUCUGGCGGCUUACGCCGCCAGAUAUGAGAAAUACAAGAAGUAUCAUGCGGCCAUGGAAUUACAUUCAAGCCGCCAUAGGGCGGGAGGUGGACAGAAUGGUAUUCGAGGAGACGGGCAUCCGGAGGGUGCCUCCUCCAAGACCAAGAAGGACAUCAAAUAACAGCGACAACAAUAACGACGACGACAACGACGAAGACGACUCCUCGGAGUCAGACGAUGUAUCGUCAGAGGAUGCCGUGCGCACGCCGGCAGACUUAACCGUCAGGGAGCUUCAAGAGAUUGCAAGAAUCACACAAAACAGAAGUCGCGAAGUGCAGGCGACCAUUAUAGAUCAUACCGGCCAGGAACAAGUCCAGCGUGAUAGGUGGCGGCAAACCCGACAGGACUGGGCGAGAGAGCUCAGAGACGCGUACGCCGUGGACACCGGGACGGACAUGCCACCAACCAACAACCCUGUUGUCAUGCUGCGUAUCCUGUGGCGUUCACAGAACGUCCAAAACGAGGACGAGACAGUGGAUGAAUAUGUUGCCAGAGCAAAUUGGAAUGCCUGGAACAUGUUUGCCAGGCAGGCGCAGGUCUUUUUGCGAGAGCUCGAAGCAGAGCUGGAGGCCAUUGAGGCGUUGGAAGAGUUGUGA